This is a messenger RNA of Thelazia callipaeda (thelaziosis nematode), 2117 nucleotides long. The record is from the annotation of a GenBank genome assembly. Lineage: Eukaryota; Metazoa; Nematoda; Chromadorea; Rhabditida; Thelaziidae.
AUGCAAGUAUCAUAUAUAUUGCAUCAUCUUGCUUCUUGUCAUCCGGACGAUUUGCGCUAUCGUGCAACAAUUCAAAAAUCGUUAAGAAUUUUAGAAGAGCAAGAAGGGUAUUUGAAAGAUUUCGGUAUUGGCAAGCAUCAAUUUUACCCCAGAGAUGUUAGUGAUGAGGAAUAUGUCAGGCGGUACUUGAUUAUAGGUAACACUCAUGGUGCUUAUUAUUCAAGACAAAGGGACUUUGAAGAGACUAUAUUGCCAGAAUUAGGCUACAUUAUUGCAAGAGGAAAUGGUUUGAUGAUAAUAAAACUAAUUUUGGAGUUCGCACAAUCAGGUCAAGCACCUAAAGUAGAACCGUUACUCAUUGCAUUAGCUCACUGUGCGCGUUUUCAGGUUCGCGAUACUCAGAGCAAGAAGAAACUGCCUUGGGAUGCUAAAAAUGAUGAAGAAAAAUUGUUUCCAGAUGACCUCUGUCAUGAUAUAAGGCCAGCUAUGGAAAGUUAUUAUCAGAAAUGCCUUCAGCAUGUUGCUCUUCACUGUGUUCAUAGGAUCUGUACUGAUCCUAUUAAACUUUUCAAAUUUAUUAAUUAUUGCAAAUCAGUUUCUAAAUCUACUGCACUUAAAAAAGAAUCUAAAGGUUGGGGACGUGCACUUCGUGCAACAGUUAUCAAAUGGUAUUAUAACAAAAGUCCAGAACGCUUAGCUGUCUUAGUGACAAAAUAUCGGAAUCGAACAUUCUUCUCACAUCGUGAUCUCUUUUGCUUAAGUCAUAUCCGUCCUAAGCUUACUUUUUCACGGGAAAACAACUACUGGAAACAUUAUGAGGAUUAUGAAGGAAUUGUUCAAUAUGUCGCUCGAGGUGGUGAAAGAACCAGAAAGAUGAAGCAAGAGACAUUUGAAGUACGACAGUGGAAGCGAAGUCGUUUGAAUCCUGAAGAACUUCAACGUUUGGAACAAGGAUUUGAUGAGUUGAACAUAAAACGAAAUGAGAAACUGAAGGUUAUUGAAGCGGUAGUAGAAAAAUACAGAAUAAAAGAGAAACAAAAAGCUGUUCCAGUGAAAAAUGCUCGUGAUUAUAUUGAAGCUUUUGAUAAGUUUCGUUACAUGAAUUUCCAAGACGAAGAAGAGGCAGUUAGACUUAUUCUUCAAUAUGGUUUUGAAAAAGAACAUGUUCCUCUUGAAUUACUUGGAUCUAAAAAAGUUUGGGGUGCUAUGCUCAGAAAUAUGCCAAUAAGGACAUUACUGGCUAACAUGGGUAUCAUGGGUAGUCUGGAACUUUUCAGUUGGAAUUCUAACGUUUUUGAUGAAUUGAGUGAAACAAUGAAUAGCAUAGACGCAUUCUUCAACAGUGGUGAUGAAAUUUACACCGACUUUGCAGGGGACAGUCCAGCACAAUUAGUAGUCAGAAGACUGAGUGAUUCCGUCAAAUUAGAAGCAGCAGGAUUUGAUCCACUUGAGUUGUUGUUUGCUAAAGCAAGUUAUGAGUAUGGUCAAGCACCAAGAGGUAAAUACUAUUGGAAACCAGAUGUGCAUAUACAGAAAGCUUUUGAUUCUGCAUUCUAUAAAAGCCUUGGAGGGUUUCCUGCAACUGGCAAGCGAUAUUUGCUUUCUAUCGAUAUCUCUGAAAGCAUGGAUAGUUUUGUGAAUGGUGCUAUGCUAACAUAUAGUCAGGUAGCAGUUGCAUAUGCGUUAAGUCUUCUUCAAAAUGAACCAAAUGUAAAUAUAGUAGCAUUCUGCUCCAAUCUGACUCCUUUAGAAUGGAAAAAGGAUAUGAGCAUAAGUGAAUGUCUUAGCGUUGCUAAAACGUUAAAAUAUGGCACAGUAGAUUGCUGUCAUCCUAUGUAUUGGGCAAUAGAAAAUGCAGUAGAAGUUGAUGCAUUUGUUAUUUUCACGGAUAUCAAUGUCUUAAUUAAAACAGUAAAACCAUCAGAUGCUAUCAAAAUAUAUCGCGAGCAGAUGAAAAUUCCAAAUGCAAAGUUAGUAGUCGUAAGUAUGAAGGAUUUUGCGCUAUCUAUGAUUACUUCCAAUGAUCCAGAUAUACUUAUUGUAUGUGGUGUAAAUUCAACUAUUAUUAAAGUAAUUAACAGUUUUAUUGAUAAUUUCGGAGUUGCUCGUCCAUAAUG